Aethina tumida (small hive beetle) is the source of this 657-nucleotide messenger RNA. RefSeq lists its product as uncharacterized. NCBI's taxonomy places the organism in Eukaryota, Metazoa, Arthropoda, Insecta, Coleoptera, Nitidulidae. The transcript has 3 exons. Gene Ontology annotation, molecular function: ribonuclease P activity; ribonuclease MRP activity. The record is from RefSeq and is a predicted model, not a curated record. Gene Ontology annotation, cellular component: multimeric ribonuclease P complex; ribonuclease MRP complex. The coding region runs from base 1 to 657 and encodes 218 amino acids. Gene Ontology annotation, biological process: tRNA 5'-leader removal; tRNA 3'-end processing; endonucleolytic cleavage in ITS1 to separate SSU-rRNA from 5.8S rRNA and LSU-rRNA from tricistronic rRNA transcript (SSU-rRNA, 5.8S rRNA, LSU-rRNA).
AUGUCUAUUGACGUUAAUUUGGGCGAUGCCAAGUUUUGUGCUGGAAGCUACUUACACGAACGGACUAAACUUGCUUUGGGGAAGUUGCCGAAGCUUACGGUAAUUUUCAUUUGGAAGCCACCACAAAGUGAUAUCUGUCCAUCAUCCAUAGCAAACUUUUUAGACAAAGACUAUAAUGUGAAGCUGUGCAAGCUGCAACACAAUUCUGAUGUACUUUAUUCAGUUAAGGUGCCCCAAAUAGAUGAUUUGAAAAAUUUGCAUGAGGAUGAUGUGGCAGAUAUAGUUGAAUGGUUGGGUAUGAUUUGUUUGAAUGGGGACUUGGAAGAGAACUCGGAGGACGUGUACAAAUCGUAUUUGUCUACGUAUGAAAUUCCUCAGCCACACAUUGAAACUGGACAAGUCCGUUUUCUACAAUGGAAAGGAUUAUUCACAUUUGAAGACGUGGAGAGCUUAAUUGAAGAAACACGCAACUACGUGAAGUCACUUGAUAAAUCUUGGGCAGCAAUUCACAUCCAAGGAUUCUCAGACUCUCCAGUUGCUUGGUCCCAUGAAGAACAUCAUUAUUAUACCAGUGGAGACAAUGGAUAUGUUUUAUUAAUAAAAAGCGAUAAAAUGUUGAUUUUUACUCAAGAAUGUUCUAAGAAAAAGUACAAAUAA